Candidozyma pseudohaemuli is the source of this 720-nucleotide messenger RNA. RefSeq names its product transcription factor (gene MCM1). The record is from RefSeq and is a predicted model, not a curated record. Lineage: Eukaryota; Fungi; Ascomycota; Pichiomycetes; Serinales; Metschnikowiaceae. Gene Ontology annotation, molecular function: protein dimerization activity; DNA-binding transcription factor activity, RNA polymerase II-specific; RNA polymerase II cis-regulatory region sequence-specific DNA binding. Gene Ontology annotation, biological process: positive regulation of transcription by RNA polymerase II. The coding region runs from base 1 to 720 and encodes 239 amino acids. The transcript has a single exon.
AUGUCCGGAGUGACAAACCAAGCCAAAUUGGAAGGCAAUGAUGAGCUUGACUCUCAGGAGCCACAAUUCGCUCGAGGCUCUGUCGGUGGUGACGAGGAGGAGGACGACGAGCCCACGGGGGGUAAACAGCAGAAGGAGAGAAGAAAGAUUGAGAUCAAGUUUAUUCAGGACAAGUCUAGAAGACAUAUUACUUUUUCUAAAAGAAAAGCCGGUAUCAUGAAGAAGGCGUACGAAUUGUCGGUGUUGACGGGUACGCAGGUGUUGUUGUUGGUUGUGAGUGAGACCGGUCUUGUGUAUACUUUCACCACGCCCAAGUUGCAACCUCUUGUGACGAAGUCAGAGGGUAAGAACUUGAUCCAGGCAUGCUUGAAUGCGCCCGAAGAAGGAUUGGGCGACGAGCAAGGGGAGCAGAGCGACGGCAACUCGCAAGAGCUGCCCGACCAGAGCCCAGCUCCACCUCAGGCUCAGCAGCAGCCUCCACAGCAACAACAGCAGAUUCCACAUCCCCAGCAAGUACAGGCACAUCAGCAUCAGGCAGCAGCUGCCCACCAGCAGCAGUUACCACCUACACACAUGCCACACCAGAUGCCGUACCAAGGCCAAGGCCAUCCUCUGGGAGGAUUGCCGAUCCCCCAGGGCGGGAGCUACAACGACCCUUACGGCGGUUACUUUGGUGGGAUGGGCAACGGCAACAUGCCCAACCAGCAACAGUACCAGUAA